AUGGCAUGGAUUGGGGAAGGGUGGGGAGAAAUGACACGAAGAUAUUGGAACAUCAAUUUGGAAGAGAUGAUGGAGGUAGGAGUUCAUUUUGGCCAUGGUACUAGAAAAUGGAAUCUUAAAAUGGCACCUUAUAUCUCUACAAAGCGUAAAGUGAAUUUGCAAUCGCCAAUCAAUUCUGGUCUAGACCAGCUACUUGUCAAUGACACAAGCAUCUCCGAAUCAUCAAGCAUGCAUGCUAAUACAGAACAAGACAUGCCGAGUUCUGCACUAGACCAGCUAAUUGUCAGUGACACAAGCAUCUCCGAAUCAUCAAGCAUGCAUGCCAAUACAGAACUAUACAAGCCGAGUUCUGCAGUUAAAUCUAGCACAAAUUCGGAGGUCGAAACAAAGGAAAUUAAGCCCAUAUGCAGCAUUUCAGAACCAAUAUCAGAUUAUUGUGAGAUUAAAGGAGACAUAAGGAUACAAGGGAGUUCCUCCACCAUAUUUGUUGCUUCAUCUAAUUCGAGCAUUUCAUCCGGGAAUAGUUUAUGGACUAUAAGACCUUAUGCUCGAAAGGGAAAUGCAGGAGCAAUGGAUCAUGUUAAAGAAUGGACUGUAAAAUUGGUAGACAGUCAGGAGGGUAUGCCCAACUGCACUGUGAAUCGCACUACUCCAGCCAUCCUUUUCUCUCUUGGAGGAUACUCGGGGAAUCAUUUCCAUGCUUUUUCUGAUUUGGUGAUUCCUCUAUUUUUAACUUCUUGGGAAUUCCAUGGUGAAGUAAAUUUUCUUGGAACCGAUUACAAAACUUGGUGGAUUAGCAAGUUUAAACAUCUAUCUGAUCACCUAACGAAACAUCCAAUUAUCGAUAUUGACAGAGAAAAAGAUAUCCACUGCUAUCCAAGUGUUCUUGUUGGCCUCAAAUGUCACAAAGAACUUGGCAUUGAUCCAUCAAAAUCUCCAAAUGGUCUAUCCAUGAAAAAUUUCAGGCAGUUCUUAAGAAGCGUCUAUUCAUUGAAUAGAACUACUGCCCUCAAAAUGAAAAGAGGUAAAGAUGAAAAGCCUCGCUUAAUGAUCAUAUCAAGGAAAGGAUCGCGAUUACUGUUGAACGAAGGGAAAGUUACUGAAAUGGCCAGAAAGUUGGGUUUUGAUGUAGUUGUCGCGGAGGCAAAACAUUCCACUGAUUUAUCAAAAUUUGCGGAAAUUGUGAAUUCUUGUGAUGUUUUGGUGGGAGUCCAUGGAGCUGGGCUUACCAACAUGGUUUUCCUCCCGGACAACGCAAUUGUCAUUCAAAUAGUUCCUUUGGGAAUCGAUUGGUUUGCGAAAAAUGACUUUGGUGAACCUGCACUUUCCAUGAACUUAAGAUAUUUGGAUUACAAGAUAAGCGUAAAAGAGAGCUCUUUGAUUAAAGAAUAUCCAGUUGAUCAUGCAGUUCUUAGGAACCCAUUAUCACUCCAAAAACAGGGGUGGAAUGUAAUUAAAUCAACAUACUUGGAUAGACAGAAUGUAGAGCUCAAUGUGCGUAGAUUUAGAGCCACUUUGUUAAAAGCUUUAAAGUUUCUGCAUCACUAG
Ilex paraguariensis (yerba mate) is the source of this 1548-nucleotide messenger RNA. The record is from the annotation of a GenBank genome assembly. Lineage: Eukaryota; Viridiplantae; Streptophyta; Magnoliopsida; Aquifoliales; Aquifoliaceae.